AUGCCAGACGCAGCGCAGAUCAACCGCUCCAUCAGUACUAUCAGGACGGAACUAGAGUAUCUCGUCUCAAGUGGUGUUUUGGCCCCGCCGCAGUUGCAGUCCAUUCAGGCGCAGUUACCUCAACCAAACGGCCAACCCUCCCAAUACAUCGAUCCCAAGUACGUAGAUGGCGGAAACCAGUUCAACCCCGCGUUAGUCGCGCAACAAGCGCAGGAUCCGGCGCAUCCGGCGAAUCCGAAUCAUCCAAAGACCAUGAGUUUGAAAGGCAAGAAAGAGAAGAGGGAAAAAGUCUGCAAGUGA
Alternaria conjuncta is the source of this 300-nucleotide messenger RNA. RefSeq lists its product as uncharacterized. The record is from RefSeq and is a predicted model, not a curated record. Lineage: Eukaryota; Fungi; Ascomycota; Dothideomycetes; Pleosporales; Pleosporaceae. The transcript is spliced from 3 exons. The coding region runs from base 1 to 300 and encodes 99 amino acids.